AUGGCCUGGAGACCAAUCCACACUCUCACUCCAGACCAUCCACAUUUCCCAACAAUGCCUCAACCUUGCCGGAAACAACCACUCAAUUUCGGCCUUAAGCGGCAGAUGCAUCACCCAGCGACUGCUCUGAAGCGCCGCACUCGCCAGUUUUUGGAAUCAAUUCUAACAUGUUACUCGAAGAAGCCUCAGACAUGUCGGACGGUACGUGAUGAUGCUGCUACGGCUUCUAUAUCACCGCGAGCUGUCGCUGAUGGUGGGUUUGAAGCAGAGACUCGAACACCCUUGUGCCAUAAUCAUAGCCAGGACAAAGAUUUGGUGCCUCUGAAGAUCAGCCUGUUGGGUGAUAGCCAAAUUGGAAAGACAUGUUUUCUGGAAAAAUAUGUUGGGAAUGAAAUGGAGGAGGGAAAGAGUGAGCAGAGAGGAUUGAACUUGAUGGACAAGACACUGAUGGUUAGAGGGGCACGAAUUUCGUAUAGCAUUUGGGAAGUGGGAGGUGACAAGAAAUCUCAGGAUCACAUUCCAACAGCAUGCAAAGACUCUGUAGCAAUUCUUUUUAUGUUUGAUCUAACAAGUCGGCGUACCUUAAAGAGCGUUCUAAGGUGGUAUAGACAGGCCUGGAAGUGGAAUCAGGCAGCAAUUCCAGUACUGAUAGGAACAAAGUUUGAUGAUUUUAUCCAACUCCCAAUCGAUUUGCAAUGGGCAAUUGCAUGCGAGGCAAGAACCUACGCGAAGGCACUGAAUGCGACAUUGUUCUUCUCCAGUGCAACCUACAAUAUCAAUGUCAAUAAGAUCUUUAAAUUCAUCACAGCAAAGCUCUUUGAUCUACCUUGGACGCUUGAGCGCAACUUGACUGUUGGAGAGCCUAUGAUAGAUUUCUAGAGUCGUUCUUCCACCCUACGUUGCCAACCUGAUUCUCAAGAAACUCAUAAAAUCAUCCUGCACAAGGAUUACCAUCCACAUUGCUUCCACAAAGCUAUGUCAGAUGUAGCGGAGAAAGGCAGAGGCGUAGAGCCCCGUCUCCGAAGUCAAGAUGCAUCUGCACUGCACCAAAGUUGUUGAAAAGCAAUCAGACAAUUUGUAAUAACCACACUUGUUUACAGUGUCAUAGGAAUCAGAUCAGGCAUGUCAUAGCAAAUGCAGCUAGAAUCCUUUUAGAAAGUUCAGUUCAAAAUUCAUGCGUAUCCGUAAUCACGCUCAGCAUCUUUUUAGUGAGAAAAUUACAGUGCCUGUAAAAUUAAAAAGCAGUUAGAUGUCCUUCUUGCUUGA
Messenger RNA from Cucurbita maxima (winter squash), 1266 nucleotides. RefSeq names its product septum-promoting GTP-binding protein 1-like. Gene Ontology annotation, molecular function: GTPase activity; GTP binding. The transcript has 6 exons. The coding region runs from base 1 to 879 and encodes 292 amino acids. The record is from RefSeq and is a predicted model, not a curated record. NCBI's taxonomy places the organism in Eukaryota, Viridiplantae, Streptophyta, Magnoliopsida, Cucurbitales, Cucurbitaceae.